This is a messenger RNA of Vigna unguiculata (cowpea), 3915 nucleotides long. Its product is annotated as DNA polymerase I B, chloroplastic/mitochondrial-like. The record is from RefSeq and is a predicted model, not a curated record. Gene Ontology annotation, biological process: double-strand break repair; DNA-templated DNA replication. Gene Ontology annotation, molecular function: 3'-5' exonuclease activity; DNA binding; DNA-directed DNA polymerase activity. NCBI's taxonomy places the organism in Eukaryota, Viridiplantae, Streptophyta, Magnoliopsida, Fabales, Fabaceae.
UUAUAGUAAUUUUUUUUCCCAUCAUUCUCUGUUCUGCACUUGCAUGAAUUUUCAAAGCUUCAGGGUUUAUGGCCUCUCUCUCUCUCUCUCUCUUUCCCACUCUCUUGCAACCCUUUUCGCCCUCUUUUCCCAUAUAAACUCUUCACUCACAGACUCACUUGUGUUCUUCUAACCCAAAUAAGGCCCUGACACUCUUAUUUACCUUUUUGCCACUGCCCCAACACAAGGGCUCAACGCUGGGGAGGCUUGUGGGUGUGAUUGCCGCCAUGGGGGUCUCUUCUCAGACCACCCCUUUAUAUUGCCCCUCUUGUUCCCGCCACUUCCGUGCUGCUCUCUCUUCACUGUCCCUCUUUACUCCCUCUCAAUCACCACACCCCAGAAGAAAAAUUCAAGCAAUUCUGAUUGCCAACAAUAUCCUUCAACGUAGUGCAUUGUCUUUCAGAAAAGGUUAUUCCUGCAUAAAGAGAACACCUUUUGAGUUGAAUAAAUUUAAGGACGUGGUGUAUAGCCAUAAAUCUCCAGUACAUAUUUCAGUUAAGAAAUUUUCAGACAUGUCAUAUGGCAUGUUGGAGGAAAGGAGAUGUGAAGAAGAGUUGAGUCCUUUACAUCCCUCUAAUAGUCAGGUUAAGAUUAUGGGAUUGGCUCGAUUUCCCACGAACCCUUGUACACAAUACUGGGUCCAGGAAUGUUAUAAAUUAUCUAACAGUAAAAAGGAAAUGCACUUGCAGAAUGAGUUCAGGGUUGCACCGAAUGCGGUUACUUCAACUGGUCAGGAACAGGCUGUUUCUAGGAAUGUGAAGCACACUCAUGUGCAGCAGGAUCUUGAUGAACGUCCCUUGCCUUCUGUUAAACAUUCUAAAUUAAAGAACUCAAAAGAGUUGCUUGACACCAAAAGGGUGGACACUGUGUUAAAGGUACUUCCAUCAAAGAUCCUUAAGGAGAAGGUUGAUAGAGUUAAAGACAAAAGCAAUUUGGAGACAAUUGCAAAGGAUGAAGCCAGUGCAACAUCUGUUAAAAGGGCACCUAAUUCUGAACAAUUAAUACUUCGAGGCAGGCUUUGUAGUAUCUAUAAAGACAUAUUGGUUGUUAAUAAUAUUUCUCUUGCUGAGGAAGUUGCUAAGAUGCUUACAGUAAAUUACAGGCAUCUCAUUCAUGCAUGUGAUACUGAGGUGGCCAGGAUAGAUGUCAAACAAGAAACACCUGUAGAUCAUGGGGAGAUAAUAUGCUUCAGUAUUUAUUCGGGUCCAGAAGCUGAUUUUGGAGGUGGAAAGUCAUGUAUUUGGGUAGAUGUUCUUGAUGGUGGAGGUAAAGAGAUCUUUAAUAAGUUUGCUGAAUUUUUUCAAGAUUCAUCCAUCAAAAAGGUCUGGCAUAACUAUAGCUUUGACUGUCAUGUUAUACAAAACUAUGGAUUUAAGGUUUCUGGAUUUCAUGCUGAUACAAUGCACAUGGCACGGCUGUGGGAUUCAUCCAGGCGCUGGGUUGGUGGUUAUUCUCUUGAAGGACUUACAGGUGACAGAGAGGUAAUGUCUAGGGCUAAGCUGGACCAUGAAAAGGAUUUGAUUGGUAAGGUGUCCAUGAAAACUAUAUUUGGCCAGAAAAAGGUGAAGAUAGAUGGAUGUGAGGGUAAAAUGACUACCAUUGCUCCUGUUGAUGUGCUGCAGAGAGAUGAGCGAAUACCUUGGAUAUGUUACUCUGUCUUAGAUGCUAGAAGCACUCUUAAGCUUUAUGAGAGCCUAAAAAGUCAUCUUUCAGACAUGCCUUGGAAUCUUGAUAGUGUACCUGUUUUACACAAAAACAUGUAUGAUUUCUAUCAGGAAUAUUGGCAGCCAUUUGGUGAGCUUCUAGUCAAAAUGGAAUCAGAGGGAAUGUUAGUUGAUCGGUUAUAUCUUAAAGGCAUAGAAGACGUGGCCAAAGGAGAGCAAGAGGCAGCUGUUAAUAGAUUCCGAAAAUGGGCAUCUAGAUAUUGUCCUGAUGCCAAGUAUAUGAAUGUUGGAAGUGAUGCACAAUUGCGAGUACUUCUCUUUGGUGGCACCAUUAACAGAAAAAACCAUGAUGAUGUAAUUCCAACUGAGCGGAUUUUCAAAAUUCCCAAUGUUGAUAAAGUGAUUGCAGAAGGCAAGAAAGUUCCAACAAAAUUUCGUGAUAUUAAGUUAAAUAGCAUUGGAUACAGCCUGAAUGUUGAGAUGUACACACCAAGUGGUUGGCCCUCAGUUAGUGGUGAUGCUUUAAAAGUCCUGGCUGGCAAAGUUUCUGCUGAAUAUGACUUCAAUGAGGCUUGUGAUGUGGAUCUUGAUGUUGAAGAUGGAAAUCCCUCUCAAAGUGAAGUUUUACCUGAAGAAAUAGACAAAUCGGCUUACGGAACAGCUUUUUCUUGUUUUCCAACAGAGGAAGAAGGGAAAGAGGCUUGCCAUGCCAUUGCUGCUUUAUGUGAAGUCUGUUCAAUCGAUUCUUUGAUAUCUAACUUCAUCCUUCCCCUACAGGGUCAUAAUAUAUCAGGAAAGGAUGAACGUAUUCAUUGUUCCAUAAAUAUCAACACAGAGACUGGACGCUUGUCAGCAAGAAGGCCAAAUCUGCAGAACCAACCUGCUUUGGAAAAGGACCGGUACAAAAUCCGUCAAGCAUUCAUAGCUGCUCCAGGGAAUUCUCUUAUAGUUGCUGAUUAUGGACAGUUGGAACUUAGGAUUCUUGCACAUCUUGCUGAUUGUAAGAGCAUGUUGGAAGCCUUUGAAGCUGGUGGAGAUUUUCAUUCAAGAACUGCAAUGAAUAUGUACCCAUAUAUUCGUGAAGCAGUUAAGAGAAAGGAAGUGCUUCUUGAGUGGCAUCCUCAGCCUGGUGAAGACAAACCCCCAGUUCCUCUCCUGAAGGAUGCCUUUGCUUCAGAAAGAAGAAAAGCCAAAAUGCUUAACUUCUCAAUUGCGUAUGGAAAGACUCCAGUUGGGCUAUCAAGGGAUUGGAAGGUUUCUGUGAAAGAGGCUAGGAGAACAGUUGACCUUUGGUACAAUGACAGAAAAGAAGUGCUGAAAUGGCAAGAAGAACGUAAAAAAGAAGCUUAUGAAUUUCAAAGGGUGCACACAUUGUUAGGACGAGCCCGGAGGUUUCCGGAGAUAGACCCAGAUCAUAGCUACCAUAGAGGUCAUAUUGAGCGAGCUGCUAUCAAUACACCAGUCCAGGGUAGUGCAGCAGAUGUUGCUAUGUGUGCCAUGUUACAAAUAUCCAAAAAUAAGAAGUUGAAGGAGCUUGGAUGGAAGUUACUUCUACAGGUUCAUGAUGAAGUCAUAUUGGAAGGACCAACAGAGUCAGCCGAGGUUGCUAAGGCCAUAGUCGUUGAGUGCAUGGAAAAACCCUUCAACGGCAAGAAUUUUCUCAAGGUCGGCCUCUCUGUUGAUGCCAAGUGUGCUAAAAACUGGUAUGCUGCAAAAUAGAUGGCUGGUCAUACAAUAUUAAAGGUGAUGAACUGGUGUAGUGGGGUAUUUUUUUCACCCUUGAUUUCAUACAAAGGCCAUCCAUGGUUGGAUCUGGAAGAGUUUGUUUUCUUGGCAACAUGAUUCCUUUGGUAACUGUAAAACGGAAGAGGCUACUACUUUGUGUGCUUCUUUUUCCAUGGCAAAGGAAUUUGCCCUUGAGUUUAUCCUCUUUCAUUUCUAGAGGUUCUUGAUGUUCUGGGAAGAGUAAUUCCAUACUGGUGUUUUGCUGUGCAUAUCAAUUGUGUCUUUGGAGGAAGAAGCUAAGUGGCAAAACCAUGGUGUUAGCAAUUUCACUCCUUCUGUUAUCUGUUAAAGAGUAAUUGGUUUAUCAUUUGUAAACAUCAUGUAACAUUAUGGCAUCAUGGCUUUGUGCAACUGUGCAUUUGUAUAUUGUAUAUAAAAAAAAAAACAAAACUUGCGAAAUUUCUAUUUCAUUUACAUCAUGCAGAAA